Molecule: messenger RNA, 3115 nt
Organism: Rhizopus microsporus ATCC 52813
Lineage: Eukaryota; Fungi; Mucoromycota; Mucoromycetes; Mucorales; Rhizopodaceae
Exons: 2
Coding region: 35-2857 (940 amino acids)
Source: RefSeq, a predicted model, not a curated record
CUUUUACUGUGUGUCUGCUGCAGGGUUGUUUAAUAUGGACUAUUUUGCAAAGUUCAAGAAACGUAUUGCACCUCCCAAGGUACAACCAACAAGCGCAAUGCAGCUCGCCAAAUUUCACAAGUGUUGGGAGUAUAUUCAUAAUAUAUUUGUCACGGACGAUAGAAAAGCAAAUAUACAUGUUCAACAAACAGAGAUACCCAGCAAACUACGACAAAUGGUAGAUUUAUUAGUAGACGAAGAGGCUCGACAAGAGGAUAAUACAGCAGGUGUCUGUAUGGAAUAUUUCUUAAAGAAUGGUAUACUUCAAUACCUUGUCAAUGUAGCAGAAAAGGCAGAUUAUCCAAUAGGAUUCAGAGGGGAAGCAAUCAGGACUAUCGCUAGCAUGGUUGAUCUGUUGGAUGAUAGGUUCCUAGUACACAACGCAGUCCAUAAACCAACAAUUAAGCUAUUACGCUUUUGUGUGUUGAGUGAUCGUCUGAGUCAACUAUACACUGAUGACUUGGUGGACUUGAUGUAUAUCAUUUGUUCAAAAAUCCAUGGAUUCCCUGCUCUUUUAAAUAUCUUCUUUCAUGAUAAACAUUGGUUAACAACCCCACAAAAGAACACAGAUCAUCACCCAUUAGAUAACUAUGAUAAUCAUUUAAAGCAGCCAGAACAACAACAACAACAACAAGAACCACAGGCACCAGAAUAUGAGUUUCUGCUAUUUACGUAUCUGUUGCGAUUUGUACAUAGAGAAGGACGAUCGGGUGACUUUGCACGUACAGGAUUGCUGUUCCUGAUGGAAAUGGCAAAUGAUCAGCUAGGAGACUUCAUUCUAGGUUCCGAUUUUGCAACAAUCAUGGCCGCUGGACUCGGUGCAUUGUAUUCUCAAUUACCUAGAAAACUUAUCGUCCAAGACGAGAUCGAUUCCACCUGCUCUAAUCCAACCACAUUUUUAUUAGGCGAGUGUUCGAUCGAUACCCCACCACAAUCGCGCAUACGGUUUCCCUUGGGCAUGAGUGUCGAAUAUUCCGAUUCACCCGAAUUCAGGUUUCAACUUGACUCGUUUCUCAAACUGCUCGAAUUUUGUCAGGACGUAUUGACACGUUGCCCUAAUGCCGACAUUUGUUCCUCGUUGUUAAACAACGUACGCACGAUCUUUUUAGAAAAUAUCCUUUAUCCUUCCAUUCUCGAAUGCUCUGAUACUGAUGGUUCUUCUGUGGCUGUCAUCAGCUACAUCGACCUCAUCCUUCAGACCGUUCAGCAGGAGGAUCUCGCAAGAGUUGUUGUUGGCUUUUUGAUGGAUGAGGAACACCAGCCGCUUGAUCCAGACACGAACGAUGAAGGGUCCAGCAUGCGACACCUCGAUAUCAACAAGAUCACUCAUUUUACAUUAAAGGAUCUCAUCUUUAGUCGACUCCAAUCCAACUCGCAGACAGCAGUCAUUGCGACAUUGAAACUACUAAAGACGCUCGUGAUGAACCAUUGUCGAUACGCUCUUCGUCUACUCUCUGUCGACCCUGAUAUCAACAAAAAGGCGACGACUGUCUCUCAUCACCUACGUGAGGUCGAAUUGUAUUUUUCACUUAUCAUCGCCAUCGACUCGACACACGCCAAGGACAUCCUCUCGUCUGGGUAUGAAGGCUACCUUCGUGAUAUUGAAGCCAUCAUCGACAACGACGGAUGCUAUCAUCAUCUAAAACCUUACAACGACCGUUCUCGAUCGGGCGUAAAGGAAACGCCUAAGACCAAACGACGAAGAAGUUUCAAGUAUGGACAGCGCUACGAAGAUCUCAAGAAGGAAGAGGAUGAGCGAAAACGACAGGCAAGAGCUGCCAAACCACUCUUUAGACAUCGUAUUCGUCCUUCAGAUCAACUUCUGCAGAUCCUUCUAAGCCUUCUCAGUCACUUCUUCACGCAGUCGGCAGAACUCAAUCUCGCACUGACAGGCGUCAUCACCGCACUCGCUCUUUGUCCCUAUCGUAGUCUGGAAGGAUGGAUUGCGUUUAGCGAAAGCGACCAGACCAGUCCGGAUGAUGUCUUGAUCCUGAACCCAAACGGACAGGCUACGGCCAGUCAACCCAAGAUCCGCAGCCAAGAUAUUUAUGCUCACUUUGAGGCGACAGCACCUGUGGACGAGGAUGACGAAGAGGAUGAUCGAAGCAUUGAUUUUGGUGCAGAAAGAGAAUCUGCCAAGGUGACACGACCUACCUUUUUCAAAUCGUAUCCCCCUUUCUUUACCCUCUUGCGCACCCUGACACAGCAAAUAGACUAUUACCGAUCAGAGAUACCAGCCUUUGAUGCCCUAUUGGAAGAGCGCCGUAAUGCGUUGAUCACGGGAGAAGUGUCUUUUAUAGACCGAAAGCUCAUGUCUCCAUCCAGUUCGACAACAACAAACGUGUCGCGCAGUAACCAUGUAUCAACUCAAUUCAACCGACGACCUUCUGUGCUGCGACCGACCUCGACCGAGACACCAGCACUUAGUCCCUCUUCAUCUUCAUCCACUAUGGUCGGCUCUCGUCUCGGUCAUGGAUCACAAAUCAAUAUGACAGCAGUGAUGAAUAAUCCGAUGUCGCCAUUGGCUCUUCACAUACGAAAAACAACCUCUGUGCGCAUCCAGCCUCUGUUUCCUUCCCAUUUUGUAGAUGAACGAGAAGAGCCAAUCUUGGAUCUUGACGAUGAAGAUGAACAUACGUUUGCGCCCAAGGCAGGCAUUGAUCCUUCCAAGGCAAAGAAACGACACGAUAAGAGCACAGAGAUCACCUUAUCUAUGCUUUUGAAUAAUGUGGUCAUCCUUGAAGAAAGUAUAAAGGAGCUUGUUGCUCUCAUGCAGGUCAGGCGUAGUUUGGGCAUUGAUGAAGUUACCUAUGUUUAAAGUGUAAAGAGUGUAUUGUAUAAUAAAUAGUGUGAUCAUGGGAUGUUGUCAACUUUUUGUGUUUGUGAAUUGACCCUGCAGGAUUGUUUAAAUGUUAAGCACAGUAACAUAUGACCUCAAAGGAGUAUUGUGUUCAAAUGCACUAUGUAAACCCUUAAAUAAAGCGUGUGUCUAUGUUUAUCCGAUAUUCAAAUAUAAAUAGCACUGCAGUCGGUUUAGUAUAUAGACUAUAUACACGUGUAUUGCUGCCACUUGUUG